AUGAAGUUAUUGUUAAGUCAAGAAUGUGUUGUUCCCACAACAUGCAUAUCCGAUUUGCCAGAUAUAGCACCUGCCGUUGGUACGACGACGGUACCGAAUCAAGGAUUUUACAGAGGUCAAAACGGUUCGAUACGAUGCAACGGUAGAAUAUUGGGGAGCAAUAGAACGCAUUCAACCAAUCAUCACGACACGAAUAGUUGCUCAAGCAAAGAAGAUAAUUUAGACGCGACAAAAGGUUCGUCGAAAAAAUUAUUAAAACGAGGAUGUCUGAUAGGAAUAUUCGUUAGCCUUAUAUGUACGUCGCUCGGAUUAGGAAUCGGAUUUCCUUUAUACCUUAGUUCAGGCCGUCCAGGUACUCACGAGGAAAGACUUUUAUUGGUCAAAAAAAUACUCAGGGAAGUCCCUCUCAUCGACGGACAUAACGAUUUGCCUUGGAAUAUCCGUAAAUUCGUGUACAACCAAAUACUCAGUUUUAAUUUCACGUCAGAUCUUCAGAAGGUGGAGCCUUGGUCGAGAAGUAAUUGGUCUCACACUGAUCUACCAAGACUUCGAGCCGGAUUAAUGGGAGCUCAGUUUUGGUCAGCUUACGUGCCUUGUGAAGCUCAAGGUUUGGAUGCAGUUCAAUUAACUUUAGAUCAAGUUGACGUCAUAAGAAGACUGACGGAUUUAUAUUCGGACCAUUUAACGUUUGUCACGACGGUUAAAGGAGUCGAAGAAGCUCAUCGUAAUGGUAAAAUAGCGAGUCUCAUCGGUAUCGAAGGGGGCCACAGUUUGGGUAACAGUUUAGCCGUUCUCAGAUCUUUGUACAACUUAGGGGCCAGAUAUUUAACAAUAACACAUUCUUGCGACACUGCCUGGGCAGACUGUUGUUUGAGUGAUCCGCCAGUUUACAAUUUGGGAGAAUCUCAUUUACCUCAUAAACCGGGUCUUUCCGAAUUCGGAAAGUUGGUAGUACGUGAAAUGAACAGAUUAGGCAUGAUGAUUGAUUUAUCACACGCAUCUGUUAAAACAAUGAAAGAUGCAUUGGCUACAAGUCAAGCGCCCAUUAUAUUUUCACAUUCAUCAGCACACGCGUUGUGUAAUUCAUCUGGUAACGUACCAGACGACAUUCUUAAAUUAGUGGCCUUAAACGGUGGUUUAGUCAUGGUUAGUUUUUACAAUUAUUUUAUCACGUGUACCGAUUAUGCAACAUUGGAUGAUGUUGUCGCGCACAUAAAUCACAUAAAAACAAUCGCCGGCAUCGAUCACGUGGGUAUCGGUGCAGGUUUCGAUGGUAUUAACCACACUCCCGAGGGUUUGGAAGACGUAUCGAAAUAUCCAAAUUUACUCGCGACACUUUUAGAAGAUCCAAAAUGGUCGGAAGAAGAUGUUAAAAAAUUAGCUGGAUUAAAUUUAUUAAGAGUUUUUUCACAAGUUGAAGAGGUAAAAGAAAAAUGGCGACUUGCUGCCGUUAGACCCGUUGAAGAGCUUAUACCUGGAGUUUAUCUCGAAGGAAGGACGGAUUGCAUGUAUUUGGGUUCUUGA
Messenger RNA from Pediculus humanus corporis (human body louse), 1524 nucleotides. RefSeq names its product Dipeptidase 1 precursor, putative. The record is from RefSeq and is a predicted model, not a curated record. Gene Ontology annotation, molecular function: metallodipeptidase activity. Lineage: Eukaryota; Metazoa; Arthropoda; Insecta; Psocodea; Pediculidae. The transcript is spliced from 10 exons. Bases 1 to 1524 code for a protein of 507 amino acids. Gene Ontology annotation, biological process: proteolysis.